Nicotiana tabacum (common tobacco) is the source of this 1179-nucleotide messenger RNA. NCBI's taxonomy places the organism in Eukaryota, Viridiplantae, Streptophyta, Magnoliopsida, Solanales, Solanaceae. The record is from RefSeq and is a predicted model, not a curated record.
UCAAUUUGAAUCCAAGUGAUUCAUUUUUGUGGCAAGAUUGAAAAAGUAUGAUAGACAGAAAGAAACAUAGAUCGAUAGUCAAUUUGAAUCCAAGUGAUUCAUUUUUGGGCAAGAUUGAAAAAGAAUGAUAGACAGAAAGAAAAUUAAUGUACAGUAGUACUACUAUUUUAACUGAAGAUCCAAUGACGUGACUCUUCUAAACCUUCCUUCUCCAUUUUGUUGGCGCAAUUGCUUACAAAUUCCUUGAAAGGUCGUCCCCCAAUCACAUUCUUUUCUAUAAAUUAUUUUUUUUUAAAGAAUGGAGGACGGAGAUGAUUGGAUAGCUCGUGAUAAGUUUUACCACGUCCUUUUCUGCUUCUUCAUUGCUAUCAUUACCUCCUUUCUCGCGGAAAAAGCUCGUUACCCUUUCAUCCGCCGCCGGAGCAUCUGGGUCGGAUCCAUUGUCUCACUUGCUGCCGGUGCCGCUAAGGAGGUGGCCGACGAAUUAGGUUAUUUCAGGUCAGCAGGCGCAUCUACCAAGGACGCUGUCGCCGACGUCUUUGGUACUCUUACCGCUGCUCUCGCUCUUUCUCUCUACAAAUCAUCCUUCUUUCACCGCAGCCCUGAUCAAUCUGUUCAAGCUAAGGCACUCCAGAUGGUUUAGUCGGUUACUUGGUUUUAAUGGAAUUAUCUGAUUCGGUUACUUGGCGAGGAUUUCAAAGAUGACAGGAUAGUUGAAAAAAUUCUUGUGACAAUUCCCGAGAGAUUUGAAUCCAAAAUUUCCUCUCUGGAAGAGUCUAAAGAUCUCUCUACCAUCUAUGUUGCAGAAUUAAUAAGUGUUCUUCAAGCACAAGAGCAAAGAAGAGCCUUCAGACAAGACAAAGUUACUGAGGGUAUUUUUUAUGUGAAACACCAAAAAGAAAAAGUCAAUUAUCCUUAUUGCAAAAAGAAAACACACUUAGAGUUGGUGGAGACCUGAUGCGUUAUGUGGAAAUUGCAAACAAAAAGGUCAUGUUACAAAAGUGUGCAAGUUCAAAGAUGCUCAUGCACAAGCACUAAUAGCAGAAGAAAGAAUUGAGGAUGACCUUCUUUAGACUGCAGCAACAGAAGCAAGGAGGAGUGUUGGAUUUUACAUCUGUUACUGCUACUGUUUUCUAGAAUAAUUAGUUAUUUAGUUUUAGAAAGAGUCUGCUAGAAGAU